AUGGAUACCGCUGCUGCUGCUGCUGCUGCUGCUGCUGCUGCGGCUGCUGCUGCCGCGGCCGUUGCUACUACUGCUGCUGCGGAGGAGGAGGAGAGAAGAAGAGUCUGCAGCAGCACAACAUGCGCAGCAGCAGCAGCGCCGCAGCAGCUGCAGCAGCAGCAGCCGCAGCGCUGGCGGGCGGUGAGACAAGACACGGAGGGGCCCCAGACAGGGAGCAGCCGUCCCCCUCUCUGCCUCUUCCUGCAGCAGCAGCAGCAGACUCCAUGUGAUAGUUGUGCUUUUCUUCUUCAGCAUAAACAGCUGCAGCAGCAACUGCAGCAGCAACAAGAGCAGCAGGAACAAGAGCCGCAGCAGCAACGAGGAGAGCAGCAGCAGCAGCAAUCGGAGUGUCGGCUGCCACCUCUUCCGGUUUCCUCUGACGACACCGCCUCAGCAAUGCUCCGUCUUUUGUUUUCUUUGUCUGCUUCGUUGCUGCUGCUGUUGCAGCAGCAGCAGCAGCAGCAAGUCGCAGCCUUCCGUGUCGGCUCCGACUCCCGAGGGGCUGCAGCAGACCUUCCACAGCUGCUGCGCCCCACAUCUGCAGCUCAUACGGCCAGCCUGCAGCAGCAGCAGCAGCCGCAGGUUGCUGUGGUGCCGCAGGCCGCCACCAGCAGCAGCACCAGCAGCGGAACGGCAGCAGCAGCAGCAGCAGCAGCAGCAAACGAAGAGCUGCUUAGCGGCCCCUUGCCAGUCGACCUCCGUGGAAAGACCGCUUUCGUAGCAGGCGUAGCAGACAGCAACGGCUACGGCUGGGCGAUAUGUAAGCUGCUGCGGGCUGCGGGGGCUCGGGUGCUGGUGGGGAGCUGGCCGCCAGUAUACAAUAUGUUUAAGAAGGGGUUAGAGUCGGGGAGAUAUAGUAAAGAUAAUAAGUAUAAAACAGAGACCACUGGUCCUGCUGCUGCUGCUGCAGCAGCAAGUGGUGCUGCAGCAGCAGACAACGAACACAGCGUUGAUAUGCAGUUCUAUAAAGUCUAUCCUCUUGAUGCUGUCUAUGAUUACCCUGACGAUGUGCCUGCAGAGGUACAGAGCAACAAGCGGUAUGCUGGCGUCGGGGGCUUCACCAUAUCCGAGGUGGCUGAGGCUGUGAAGAAAGACGUCGGCACCAUCGAUAUCCUCGUCCACUCUCUCGCCAACGGACCCGAGGUGACGAAGCCGCUGCUGCAGACGUCUCGCAAGGGUUACUUGGCUGCACUGAGCAGCAGCAGCUAUUCUUUUGUUUCGCUGCUGCAGCACUUUCUCCCUAUCAUGAAUAGAGGGGGAUCGGCCCUCGCCCUCUCCUACAUUGCCUCCGAACGAGUCAUACCCGGGUACGGAGGUGGUAUGAGCAGCGCGAAGGCUGCGUUGGAGUCGGACUGCCGCACGCUGUCCUUUGAGGCGGGCCGCAACUACGGGGCAAAACGGGAGAAAAAACAUUCAUAG
Eimeria mitis is the source of this 1458-nucleotide messenger RNA. RefSeq names its product enoyl-acyl carrier reductase, putative. Gene Ontology annotation, molecular function: enoyl-[acyl-carrier-protein] reductase (NADH) activity. The transcript has 7 exons. Gene Ontology annotation, biological process: fatty acid biosynthetic process. The record is from RefSeq and is a predicted model, not a curated record. Bases 1 to 1458 code for a protein of 485 amino acids. NCBI's taxonomy places the organism in Eukaryota, Apicomplexa, Conoidasida, Eucoccidiorida, Eimeriidae.